This is a messenger RNA of Acanthopagrus latus (yellowfin seabream), 5727 nucleotides long. RefSeq names its product WD repeat domain 11 (gene wdr11). Gene Ontology annotation, cellular component: cytoplasm. Gene Ontology annotation, molecular function: protein binding. The record is from RefSeq and is a predicted model, not a curated record. Bases 135 to 3866 code for a protein of 1243 amino acids. The transcript is spliced from 29 exons. NCBI's taxonomy places the organism in Eukaryota, Metazoa, Chordata, Actinopteri, Spariformes, Sparidae.
ACACGGCGUUCCAUUUCGAAACAACGCGUCACUUCCUGUUACAAUCCUCAACACAGCCGAACCAUAUAAGCUAAUCAACUGUAGCUGCUUUUGGUGAACAAAUGUUAAUGUGUCGUAGAUACUGAUCAACAAUAAUGAUUCCAUACACUGUCAACAUCAAACUCGCGGCUCGGACGUUGACUGGCACUCUCAAUUUACAGAAUAAAACCGCCGUAGAUUGGGGUUGGCAGGGCCUGAUAGCUCAAGGAUGUCACUCCAGUAUUCUCAUCAUCGAUCCAAAGACGGCCCAGACCAUCCAGGUGCUGGAGAAGCACAAAGCUAAUGUUGUCAAGGUGAAAUGGUCCAGGGAAAACUACUACCACAACGUGAGCUCUCCCUACUGUCUGCGGCUGGCUUCGGGUGAUGCCUCAGGAAAGAUCAUAGUGUGGGAUGUGGUCAGCGGCACGGCUCACUGUGAGAUCCAGGAGCACUCCAAACCUAUCCAGGACUUGGAGUGGCUGUGGAAUCAAGAUGCGUCUCGCGAUCUGCUCUUGGCAAUCCAUCCUCCCAACUACAUCGUUCUGUGGAACGGAGACACAGGCACCAAGCUGUGGAAGAAGAGCUACGCUGAGAACAUCCUCUCCUUUUCUUUUGAUCCCUUUGACCCCUCCAACAUGGCGUUGCUGACCAGUGAAGGGAUAGUCUUUAUCACAGACUUUACCCACUCCAAGCCACCAGGCAGUGCUGGCAAAAAAGUCUACAUCGCCAGCCCCCAUGCAAGCCCCGCCCACACCAAACCAGCGCCUGCUGCUGCUCCGGCCCCCACCGGCGCCAAGAAGGCCCUUAACAAGGUCAAAGUGCUCAUCAUCAAUGAAAAACCCACUGCGGAGGCGGUGACGUUGAACGACUGUCUCCAGCUGUCCUACCUGCCAUCCAAGAGGAACCACAUGCUGCUACUUUAUCCCCGAGAGAUCCUCAUCCUGGACCUGGAGCUCAGCCAGACGGUGGGCGUGGUGGCCAUCGAACGCUCUGGGGUGCCCUUCAUUCAGGUGAUUCCCUGCGCUCAACGGGACGCUCUCUACUGUCUCCAUGAGAAUGGUUGUAUCACUCUCCGAGUGUGUCGCUCCACUACCACUCAGGAAGAAGCAGCAGACCCUGAGCAGAGUGUCCACGAGCUCGUCUACGACCUGCGUUCUCAGUGCGAUGCCAUCCGAGUCACAAAGACGGUCCGGCCAUACCGCAUGGUCGUCUGCCCUGUCAAUGAAAACAACGCUGCGCUGAUGGUCAGCGAUGGAAGAGCUAUGCUGUGGGAGCUCAAAGCCCACACCGCCAAGGCUGCUGCCAAUCCUAGUUCGGGUCUGUCACCGCUCUACUCCCCUGUGUCAUUCUGCGGAGCUCCACUGGGUCCAAACCAGAAAAGGAUUCAGGAUCUCUCCCUCAACAGCAUGAUCGGUCAGACCUUGAUUCCAGGUGAGGCUCCUCCACCAUCCUCCAACCAGCAAGAGGUCCAGUUGAAGUUCCUGCUGACUGGCCUGCUGUCUGGACUGCCGCUGCCGCCGUUUGCUAUCCGCAUGUGUCCACCUCUUACCACCAAAAACAUCAACCACUACCAACCCCUGCUGGCUGUAGGCACCAGUAACGGCUCUGUACUGGUCUAUAACCUUACCAGUGGUCUUCUGCACAAAGAACUCAGUGUCCACUCUUGUGAAGUCAGGGGGAUUGAAUGGGUGAGUCUCACCAGUUUCCUCUCCUUUGCCACUUCUUCUCCAAACAACAUGGGCCUGGUGCGAAAUGAGCUGCAGCAUGUCGACCUUCCUACUGGCAGAUGCUUUGCGUUCAGAGGCGAGCGAGGCAACGAUGAGCCACCCAUUGAGAUGAUUAAAGUGUCGCAUCUCAAACAGUACCUGGUGGUUGUGUUCAGAGACAAACCCCUGGAGCUGUGGGACAUCAGGACGGGGACACUUCUCCGGGAGAUGGCUAAGAACUUCCCCACUGUUACUGCCCUGGAGUGGUCCCCAUCCCACAACCUGAAGAGCCUAAAGAAGAAGCAGAUGGCAGCGAGGGAGGCCAUGGCUCGGCAGACGGUGUCAGAUGCAGAGCAGAGCAGCGUUGAAUCCUCAGUCAUAAGUCUCUUGCAGGAUGCAGAGAGCAAGUCAGAGACCAGCCAGGCCAUCUCAGCCAGGGAGCAUUUUGUAUUCACUGACACAGACGGGCAGGUCUACCACAUCACCGUCGAGGGCAACACAGUCAAAGAUGGUGCACGAAUUCCCCCUGAUGGUAGUAUGGGCAGUAUCGCCUGCAUUGCCUGGAAAGGUGACACCCUGGUGCUCGGGGACGUAGAUGGCAAUCUCAACUUCUGGGACCUCAAAGCUCGUUUGUCUAGGGGAAUACCAACACAUCGUGGCUGGGUGAAGAAGAUUCGCUUCGCUCCAGGUAAAGGCAACCAAAAGCUGCUGGUCAUGUACACAGACGGAGCAGAGGUCUGGGACACCAAAGAGGUUCAGAUGGUUAGCAGCAUGCGGAUCGGUCGCAACGUGAACUACCGCAUCCUAGAUAUUGACUGGUGCACAUCAGACAAGGUCGUGCUGGCCUCUGAUGACGGCUGCAUCCGAGUGCUGGAGAUGGCCAUGAAGUCUGCCAGCUACCGCAUGGAUGAGCAAGACCUGACAGAUCCAGUGUGGUGUCCUUACCUGCUGGUGCCCCGAGCUGCCCUCACUCUCAAGGCUUUCCUCCUGCUGCAGCCCUGGUCGGGAACCUUCACCAUGGACAUCACUCAGGUAGACUACAAUGAGAAAGAUGAGAUAAAAGGCCUGAUCCAGGAGCAGCUCAACUCCUUGUCAAAUGAUAUGAAGAGUGUGCUGCUAGACCCGGAGCUCAGCCUGCUUCAGCGCUGCCUCCUGGUCUCACGGCUCUUUGGGGACGAGUCAGAUCUUCACUUCUGGACAGUGGCGUCCCACUACCUCCAGGCGUUUGCCCAGGCUCGUCAGCUAAGUGUAUCGAGUGCAGAGGGACAGACACAAAGUGACGCAACCCAGCCACCACCUCAGAACCACCUGGACAUCUGCCAUGACGUCCUGUGUGAGAGCUCUUACUUCCAGAAGUUCCAGUUGGAUCGGGUCCACCUGCAGGAGGUGAAGCGCUCCAGUUAUGAACACACAAAGAAAUGUGCUGACCAACUCCUCCUGCUGGGUCAGACGGAUCGGGCAGUACAGUUACUGUUGGAGACGAGUGCAGACAACUCCAGCUACUACUGUGAUUCACUCAAGGCUUGCUUAGUGACCACCAUCACCUCCUCAGGACCGUCACAGUCCACCAUCAAACUAGUGGCCACUAACAUGAUCGCCAACGGCAAGCUAGCAGAGGGAGUACAGCUGCUGUGUUUGAUUGACAAGGCAGCGGAUGCUUGCCGCUACUUGCAGACCUACGGGGAGUGGAACCGUGCUGCCUGGCUGGCUAAGGUGCGUCUGAGCCCAGCAGAGAGCUCAGAUGUGCUGAAGCGGUGGGCAGAGCACCUGUGCUCCCCGCAGGUCAACCACAAGUCCAAAGCCAUUCUGGUGCUGCUUUCCCUGGGCUGCUUUUACAAAGUAGGAGAGAUGCUCCACGGUAUGAGGCAGUUUGAUCGCGCCGCCCUCUUCAUCGAAGCCUGUCUGAAGUACGGGGUGAUGGAGGCCAACGACACUUCCAAUAAACUCAUCGAGGCUGCGUUUUUGGAGUACGCGCGGCUGCUGCGCUCUCUGGGCCUGAGGGAGGGCGCUGCUCUGUGGGCAUCUCGGGCCGGCAGUGCUGGGGAGCAGCUGAUGGAGGAGCUGUUCCAGGGAGAGGGAGGCGUGCCAGAAGCCAUUCUUGGCAGCGAGGAAGUCGAGCUGGGCCAGGAGAGCACCGAGUGACCCCGGAGAGGGGAAGGGUUGGAAGAGAGCGGGGACCACAGUAUUUGGUCGUCCAUUAAAGUCCAGCUUCUGUAACCAUUGCUAAAUGAACUCUUCAGGAGAAUGAUGAUCGUCUCCACAUCAUGAGAAGAGGGGAGAUAGGAGGAGUUUCCUACAUGUGAAGUCCGUCACUGCAGUCACCUUUGUCUGUGGCUGUAAUGACAUGUUGUAAUGUUUGGUAUGACCAGUGUGUGUUUGUGUGCAUAUGUGUAUGCAUGUUACAGCCCCAAAAGAAACACACUUGUGAAGUAAUGCACAUAUUGGUAUCGGUCUAUGUUUUCUGUUGGUUAAUUAAUUCAGCUUGUUUGAUUUUUCUUUUUCUUUUUUUUUACACUGUUGCUUGUUCAGCUUUAUUUGGUUUGCCUGUAUUAAUAACGUCAAAGCACUGUUGUAGCUCUACAGGUUUAAAUUGCCUCUUUGCCACUGAGAUUAUCCGUGGCAGAAUGAAUUGAGAUGAAACAUUCCUUAUUUAAUUUACUACUCCAUGACUGAAUUCCGAAUUAAGUUUAUUUGCACUCUUGAUUGAACCAAAAACCACAUUAUUUGGAUGAUAACUCUCGAUUCCUGAGACACAGCACAGCUCCAGACAGGCUCUCGGCAGGCUUGAUGUUUGAUCCAUAGCAGGUGGUGCUGUAUAAAUGACUGACCAAAGCCUGCUGCUGCACACGCCCCUGCAGCUGUAACAGUUGGACGGCUGUAAAAUUAGUAAGCCUGGCCACCCUGCACUUAUUAGACGCUUAUUAGUAUAUUAUCUCCCUGCACACAGAGACGGGAGAGGAAUCUGACCGCCGCCACAUGAGUGAUGCCAUUUAAUUAGCGCGUGUAGAGUUCAGUGCUGUUAAAUGGAUGCUGGUUGUUCAUUAAUCCAUUCCAUUAAUCCAAUUUGGAAUUUUUAAUUUUCUACUUUUAUGAAGACUUGAGAGGAUACUUUGCUCUCUGUGCUCUUUGAUGUUUGUAUAAUGAGGUUUUUCUCUGGCUUGUGUGUGUGUGUGUGUGUGUGUGUGUGUGUGUAAGUUUGAGUGUGUGUUACAGGGAGAGCUGUCAAAAUAUAUUGUAACUCAUGACGGAUCAUUUACACACAAACAAUAAUCUGUGCUGCUCCCACUGUUGCUCAUUACAAUCACAAAGCCCGGCGCGCAGUUAAGGAAAUGAUUAGUACUCGCCGCCGUCUCUCCUCUGCUCUGCUUUUGCCUGAUCUUUACACUGUAAAUAUCUACCGAUCGUUGAAAUUGCCCAUGUGACAAUACAAAGACGUGAUAGUGUGUUGAAUUACAUCGUGGCGUGUUCGUGACGGUGACUCCAUCCAUGGGGACCCUUCUAGUGUGUCAUUGUGUUUCAUAAACACGUCAGUGCUGUUCUGUUUUUACAGUUCAACCCCCCAACCCCCCCCCAAAGGCAGUGUCACUAUGGCAACCCAGGCCUAUUUCAGGGGGCUAGAUGUUGUUCCUAUAGAUCUAUUUCACACCGCUCCACUGACAUACUGUAGGGUGUCAUAGAAAGCCAGCAUGGAGUCACACAACCCAGCAGAUAAUCAGCUGUAGUUUACUUACUUGCUCUGUGUCCUCCUCCAAUCGUGUCCUGCAGUAUUGUGGAAGCAACAUGUACUGUACUGCCUCUUGAUGAUUAGGCACUAGUUUGAAUAACACUUGCUGCUUUUCUUUUCCGUACUUAGUUCAACUAAACUGAGUUUAGCCUUUUUUCAUUGUUCUCUGUUCAUUGUUUACACAGUGAUCCUAAUGCUUUAAGCUAUAUAAAUAUGACAAGUGGAAAAAAAAGUUAUAUGUAUAUAUGGAUGGCAAUAAAAUCAAUAUUACUGACUUUA